AACUGUCAUGUUCAACUGUCGAUGACCUCCCUCAGCGCUGUUUUGAUUGCUGUUUUCCGUCCUUUCUGCUGAGUUAGCUGAAGUUUUUCGUUUCCAGAAGAUGAUGGCUCGAUAAAACAAUAUUAAAACAAUUUCCGGUCGUGCAGCGUAAAGUACGAUCAAUGCUCGACGCAUAGAAGAAAAGAGUAGUGAUGUCCGCCCUCAUCGAGUACUUGAAAAGCCCCGAACUGGUGGUCAAAGUUCAACAGUUCUUCGGCAUCGAAUAUCUGCAGCGGGAUGAAAAAAUCGAUCCGUCUACCGGCAACGGGGUUGGCCCUGUUCGUGAGGAUUCCGUGUCCAGGAAGACGAUGGUUAAUGGGGAUUUGAAGACGAAUUACGAUGAGGACAGCAGCGGCAGCAGUAGCGGCGGAAACGACUCCGAGAAGUCUCCUCGUAUUGACGCGGGAAAAGAAGAUCCAAAGCCGUAUCGGAUUACGAAUAAGUUUUGGUAUUAUCUGUUCAUCAUCGGAACGGAGCUGGGCGAUGAAAUCUUCUACGCAACGUUUAUUCCUUUUUGGUUCUGGAAUAUCGAUAGCGCUGUGGGACGGAGAGUCAUCAUGGUCUGGUCGGCUGUUAUGUACGUAGGACAAAGCAUGAAGGACGUCAUUCGGUGGCCCCGGCCAGGAUUUCCCGUAAGCAGAUUGCAGAAGAAGUGGGCCCUGGAAUACGGAAUGCCCUCGACGCAUGCAAUGGUUUCGGUGGCGAUUCCCUUUUCGGUGCUAAUCUACACUUAUGAGAGAUACAUCUAUUCAUUGCCAGCGGGUUUGGCAUUUGCGUUGGUGUGGUGCGCAGUCAUUUGCGUCAGCAGAGUUUACUUGGGAAUGCACAGCGUGCUGGACAUCAUUGCCGGUUUGGCAUUGGUUGUAACUCUUAUGAUUCCGCUGAUCCCGAUUGUGGACAAAUUGGAUUACAUGAUAGUUACCAGUAAGUGGUCGCCUAUCCCGGUUCUGGCCAUUUCCGUUCUGCUGAUUGUGUUCUACCCGGAUUCUGGAAUUUGGACACCCACGAGAGGAGACACCGCCCUGACGGUAAGCGUUUGCGCCGGACUGGAAAUCGGAGCAUGGUUGCAUUACAUUCUGGGUGAUUUCCAGCCUCCGGCCAAUCCACCCCCGUACGAAAUCAUUUGGCCAUCGUAUGCCAUGCUGGGAAUGCUGCUGCUUCGGACCGUCUUGGGUCUUUGCUGCGUUGUGGCCACGCGUGCCUUCGGGAAGUCCCUUUCCUAUGCGUUUGUGUGCUUCCUUUUGGGGCGGGACAAAAACGAGCUUCGUCAAUCGGAAAACACCUUGCAGAAUAAGAACAAAAUCAUCGUCGAGCUGUCGUACAAGUUCUUCACCUGCGGUAUGAUUGGUUUCAACACGCAAUACUUACUGCCGAAUGUGUUCAAGCUACUGCGAAUAGGUCGUCCGGAUUUCUACACCGAGAUCUGAGCUUGGAAUGUUGGUACUUGGUACCCUCCAGUCAGAAAAUAUAACAUUCCUUUACGUCGUAGCUUUAUAGAAUACCUUUCACCAUGUUCUGAGUUUUUGGUGUGAAUCUGGUUUUUGUCAUCUGGUAGACAUCCUUCACAAAUGUCUAACUCCACUUAGUGGCCUAGGGCUUGACAAUGAAUCUAAUCAUUAUAUUUAAUCGAAUUAUCUUUCUCGUAGUAUUUCCAACUCUCGUUACGCCUUUCUCAAACAACUAGUUGACUCCACUUUUUAACUUCAUCACGCAUCUGCUUUAAGACAUUAAGCGACGCACUUGUGCACUUUGUACCAAUAUCGAGAAACAGGUCUCAAAUCUUCCUCGUAUGCAUAAUCUCAAAAGUGGGUUGUGUUUUCAGUAGAAUAUCAUAUUUUCUACGAAAUACAACAUUCUAGUCCAUGAAUGCGACGAACUACAACUACAACCGAUACAGUGAGUUAGACGAAUUCAAAAACUUUUAGACUGACUUGGAAUUACGCGCUUUGAGAAGUUGCAACCGGAAUUGCCAAGCAUAUGUUUCAAACCAGUCUAGGACUUUUGCAUGUUAAGAUACCGACGCAUAGAAAAUAGGCCUUAUCGUACAACUAGGCGUCAUGCAUAAAUUAUCCCAACUGUAACACCUUUGUCAAGUUUUUAUUAGUGAACAUUAGUAUUUUGAACGAUUCUUAACAUAUGAGGAGUGGCAUAAUUUAUGCAUGACCCCUAUUCAAAAAACUGCUAAAAAGAAACAAUACGCAUGGAUUACAACAACAAUUUACUCUGGCGAAUGUACAGAGGAACAAAUUAAAACUAAACUUCCAUUUAGUAGAAUAAA
Messenger RNA from Aedes aegypti (yellow fever mosquito), 2317 nucleotides. Its product is annotated as sphingosine-1-phosphate phosphatase 1. The record is from RefSeq and is a predicted model, not a curated record. Gene Ontology annotation, cellular component: endoplasmic reticulum membrane. Gene Ontology annotation, biological process: sphingosine metabolic process; phospholipid dephosphorylation. Gene Ontology annotation, molecular function: sphingosine-1-phosphate phosphatase activity. NCBI's taxonomy places the organism in Eukaryota, Metazoa, Arthropoda, Insecta, Diptera, Culicidae. The transcript is spliced from 5 exons. The coding region runs from base 192 to 1466 and encodes 424 amino acids.